GGCAGAGUCAAUCCUCUCUCUCUCUAUCUCUUUCUUUCUCCCUGUCUCUUUCUCUCUCUCUCUCUCUCUCUCUCUCUCUCUCUCUCUCUCUAUCUCUCUCUCUCUCCCUCUCUCUCUCUUUCAUGUCUCCUUCCUUUCUCUCUUAUCCUCCCCUCACUCUCUCUUCUCCAGACCCACUGCCUCAGUUUCAUCUUGUGGAUAUACUGUCUAAGGACGGAGGAGAGGAGAAAAGGAUUGGAGAGAAAGUAUCUGCUGAAUGGGCAUAUGGAAGACCAAGAGACUGAGCUGCCGAUGGACCCAGAAAUAUGCUUCGAUCCGCUGUUCAUCGACGAGGAAGAUAAGAAUGGGGACGAUGGUGUUGAAGCGGAGACAGGCGCUUCAUUCCAGCCUCUACUGGGAGUUAUCGGUACAGACACAGUCCUGACGGGCUCAGCUCACAGUCAGUCCUCCCUAUCGGAUACCUGCAGAGAGACACACCUGGAUGAGACACGAGCCCAGUUCAAGGACAUGGACACCAUGUUUAGAAGUCGUGUCGGAGAAACGACAGACUCGUUUGGGUCUCACCUGUCGACGACGGCCCAAAUUAACACACACCUUAGUGGGGUAGGACAGAUUCAGCCACACCGUAGUGGGGUAGGAGAGAUUCAGCCACACCUUAGUGGGUUAGGACAGAUUCAGCCACACCUUAGUGGGGUAGGAGAGAUUCAGCCACACCUUAGUGGGUUAGGACAGAUUCAGCCACACCUUAGUGGGGUAGGAGAGAUUCAGCAACACCUUAGUGGGUUAGGACAGAUUCAGCCACACCUUAGUGGGGUAGGAGAGAUUCAGCCACACCUUAGUGGGGUAGGACAGAUUCAACCACACCUUAGUGGGGUAGGAGAGAUUCAGCCACACCUUAGUGGGUUAGGACAGAUUCAGCCACACCUUAGUGGGGUAGGAGAGAUUCAACCACACCUUAGUGGGUUAGGACAGAUUCAGCCACACCUUAGUGGGGUAGGAGAGAUUCAGCCACACCUUAGUGGGUUAGGACAGAUUCAGCCACACCUUAGUGGGGUAGGAGAGAUUCAGCCACACCUUAGUGGGUUAGGACAGAUUCAACCACACCUUAGUGGGGUAGGACAGAUUCAGCCACACCUUAGUGGGUUAGGACAGAUUCAGCCACACCUUAGUGGGGUAGGAGAGAUUCAGCCACACCUUAGUGGGUUAGGACAGAUUCAGCCACACCUUAGUGGGGUAGGAGAGAUUCAGCCACACCUUAGUGGGUUAGGACAGAUUCAACCACACCUUAGUGGGGUAGGACAGAUUCAACCACACCUUAGUGGGGUAGGACAGAUUCAACCACACCUUAGUGGGGUAGGACAGAUUCAACCACACCUGAGGGAGAUGGAUGACCUAUUGAAGAGUUGUGAGGACAUGACAGGUGUCUCCAUCACCUCCUGCCUGUCCACCAUGUACACAGACACACACCUGUCUGGACCAGCUCAGAACCAGAACCAGUCAGACAUACAGAAGAUGGUUGCUAUGAUGGGGAGCUGUGGUGGUAAUGACCGUCACACAGGUGCCUCCAUCCUGACCUACACAGACACACACGUGGAGGAGUCUAGGAACCAGUGCCAAAGUCACCUGAAGGAGGUGGAAUCCAUUUUGGAUCAGAGUGGAGCCAAAGGAGCCGCUGUCCAGCCUCAGUUGCCUCCCCUUACCUCUGCAGGCACUCAGCUGAGUGGCACUAUGGCUGAGUAUCAGACAGAGCUAAUGGCGAUGCUGGCCAUGUUAGAGAACUGUAUGGAGGAGGCAGGGAUUACCUUUGACCCUUUAGAGUGGACUUACCCUAGUUUACCCAAAGGAUACGGCCAACACAACACCAACAUGAAAAAGGUAACACAAGACAGACACACGGAGAGAGGAGUAGCAACACAAGGACACAAGGAGAGAGGAGUAGCAACACAAGGACACAAGGAGAGAGGAGUAGCAACACAAGGACACAUGGAGUCUGUGGGAUGUGUGGAUAUGAAGCAAUAUUUGGGAAGUACCUUUGGCCGAUUUGAGCCCCCAAGCUAUCAAGCUAUCUCCACAGAGAGACACUCGGAUGGGUCAGGAGACUGUGGAGAUACACACACUACAGGGUCCAUGUCCACGGUGGUGUGUGACGAGGACACAGAAGGACAUGUCUCCGGCGUUUCUGUGGGGGACACAGAGGCUCACAUUAUCUGGGGUCAACAACUAGAGACAGGGCUGGGAGGGGUGGAGGAGUUGGAGGUGUUGGGUACUGUGCUAGAAGGGUGCAUCGAGGAGGUGGAGAAACUGGAGAAGAGACGGAAUGAACUGAUGGGAGAGCUGCAGGUACUGAGAGAGGAGAAGACGGGGACAGAGGAAGGGAGUGAAGGAGGGCAGGCGGCACAGUUAAGCCAGGUGCUGAAUAUUGAGGCAGACGGGAGGAGGGAGGCGCGGAUGAGGGAGUGGCAGUCUUUGAGGGCUGAGAGGAGUGAGGAGCAGAGGAGGCUGUCCAGUGUGCGUCUGGAGAGGCAGGGUCUUCAGGAGGAGAUGAGGAGGCUGAAGAGGAGGCUGUUCUCUGUCGCCAGGGAGUGUGCUCACAACCAGGUCACCCUGGCAACCCAGCAGCGUGAUGUUGCCCAGCUAAACAAAGAACAGCUGGAACUUGACGCACUGAUCGUCAAGCUGACUGAGGAGGUGUCUCAGCUUCGCUCCACCCACCAGUCCCAGCUCUCCACUCUGCAGUCCCAGCUCUCCACUCUGCAGUCCCAGCUCCAGACCCACAGCCAGACACCCAACCCCAUAGAGGAGAUGUCCCAGAGCAAGAGGUACUCCUGUGGGGAGUUACAGCAGUACCUGCAGGGGGGGCUCAAAGCCCUGGAGGAAAGGUAUGAGCCAAUGCUGCUGGCCCUGUUGAAGCGGAGGGAGGGGACGUCGGAGGCCCUGGUGAAGGCCAGGCAGCAGGCCCAGGAGCUGAGGGCCCGCCGGGGGCCCCUGAGGGAGGAGGGACAGCGGCUGGGGCUGCAGAGAGCCUGCCUGGAAGAGAGACUCAAACUGACAGAGACACACAGGAGAGAGGAUGUAGAGCAGUAUAGGGAGACAGUAGACAGGCUGGAGGAGACUAGCAGAGAGCAGAAGAUGGAACUGCAAAUUCAGAAGAGGAAAACCAAGGAGAUGGAGGAACUGAGAGACAGUCUUACGAAAGAAGUCUACCUGUACAGAGGCAUCGUCGAGGACCAUAACAAGAAUGAUCUAACCAGUGUGAGGGAGGAAACAUGACCCCUGGGACUAAUAGAAGUCAAAUGUAAUCUGAGUGUACAUAUCAUUAAGAACACCUUCCUGUUAUCGCAUUGCAGUUCUUGACACAAACCAGUGCGCCUGGCACCUACUACCACACUCUGUUCAAAGGCAGUUACUACCACACCCUGUUCAAAGGCAGUUACUACCACACUCUGUUCAAAGGCAGUUACUACCACACUCUGUUCAAAGGCAGUUACUACCACACCCUGUUCAAAGGGAGUUACUACCACACUCUGUUCAAAGGCACCUACUACCACACUCUGUUCAAAGGCAGUUACUACCACACUCUGUUCAAAGGCAGUUACUACCACACUCUGUUCAAAGGCAGUUACUACCACACCCUGUUCAAAGGCAGUUACUACCACACUCUGUUCAAAGGCAGUUACUACCACACUCUGUUCAAAGGCAGUUACACAUGUUGCCUUGUCCAUUCACACUCUGAAUGGCAACACAGACACAAUCCAUGUCUCAACUGUCUCAAGGCUUAAAACUCCUUAAAACUUCAACCUGUCUCCUCUUCUUCAUCGACACUGAUUGAAGUGGAUUUAACAAGUAACAUCAAUAAGGAAUCAUAUCUUUCACCUGGAUUCACCUGGUCAGUUAAUGUCAUGGAAAGAGCAGGUGUUCUUAAUGUUUUGUCCACUCAGUGUAAAGAGCAGGUGUGCCUAAUGUUUUGUCCACUCAGUGUAAAGAGCAGGUGUUCCUAAUGUUUUGUCCACUCAGUGUAAAGAACAGGUGUGCCUAAUGUUUUGUCCACUCAGUGUAAAGAGCAGGUGUUCUUAAUGUUUUGUCCACUCAGUGUAAAGAGCAGGUGUGCCUAAUGUUUUGUCCACUCAGUGUAAAGAGCAGGUGUUCCUAAUGUUUUGUCCACUCAGUGUAAGUCAGUUUUCGGUAACGAGACGGACUACCCUUUGUCUGUACACAGUCACUUCUAUUAUAACCUUCUUUACAAAUAGACUUUUCAGAUCCAUGUGUGAGUAUCAUCUGUAACGAUAAGAGAUAAGAGAGAGACAUAAAUAAAUGUAAAAAAAAAUUUUUAAACAAGUGAAAGAGAAAGAUGUCUGUUUCGGACACUGGCAGCUGAAACCUGAGUUACCAAUCAGGUUUGGAAAGCGGUCUCUUAAAACACCAAACUCUCAACAACAUCAGUAUCGUUCUAUAUUUAGACAUUGUUAAACAUCUGCAGAGCAGAAGGUUCUGGAACAGUCUGAAGAUAGAUGUGAUUUUUGUAUUCUUUAUAGAGAGCAUUGCGGUCAUGAAUAAUAAAAAAAAGGGUGUUGUGUUCUUUUAAAC
Molecule: messenger RNA, 4584 nt
Organism: Oncorhynchus masou masou (cherry salmon)
Lineage: Eukaryota; Metazoa; Chordata; Actinopteri; Salmoniformes; Salmonidae
Exons: 6
Coding region: 265-3270 (1001 amino acids)
Cellular component (GO): intermediate filament
Source: RefSeq, a predicted model, not a curated record